Rosa rugosa (rugosa rose) is the source of this 1256-nucleotide messenger RNA. RefSeq lists its product as uncharacterized. The record is from RefSeq and is a predicted model, not a curated record. Gene Ontology annotation, biological process: translational termination. Gene Ontology annotation, molecular function: translation release factor activity. The transcript has 8 exons. Lineage: Eukaryota; Viridiplantae; Streptophyta; Magnoliopsida; Rosales; Rosaceae. Bases 138 to 794 code for a protein of 218 amino acids.
UGGGCGUUUGUUAUUAGCCACACUAUUCACUAAAACCCAGACCCCAAAUUUCAGUUAGAACCAGAAGAGUGAAGCCAGAAAAACCGAAAAUCGAAGCCACACACUAUAAAAGCGGUUAGGGUUUCUUCACAGCAACAAUGGCGGUUCUGAGAACCGCAACGGCCAUGAUGCUCAGGCAUUUCUCUCACCCAUCCAUGUUCUUCUUACCAUCAAGCCCCACCUCUCUGCUUCGCUCCACUGCCGGAAUCAGCAUCCGGUGCGCCGCCUCCGACUCCGGCGCCGGGGGGAAGAAGGUCUCCGCUCGGCUCUCUCAGGUCAACCAGCUCUUGCAAGAAGCCGAGGAGCGUGCUCUCUCCGCCGAUAACCUCCCCGCCCCUAAAAUCACAUUAGAUCAUGUAACUGUGAGUUUCGCAAGAAGUGGAGGACCUGGAGGACAGAAUGUGAACAAAUUGAACACUAAGGUGGACAUGCGAUUCAAUGUUAAAAAUGCGUAUUGGCUAAGUGACAGGAUCAAGGAGAGGAUUUUGCAAAUGGAGAAGAACCGAAUCAACAAGGAUGGGGAGCUUGUGAUUUCUUCAACCAGGACUCGUACACAGAAGGGUAACAUUGAAGAUGCUUUGGAGAAACUUCAGGCAAUUAUUGAUGCUGCUUCGUAUGUUCCACCUCCUCCCUCAGAAGAGCAAAAGAAGAAGAUCGCUAAAAUGGCUGCUAUUGGAGAACAGAAACGCCUCAAAAGCAAGAAGGUACUUUCAGACAAGAAGGCAUUUAGAAGAACUCGUGACAGUUGGGACUGACUGGUCCAUGCUGUGUGAUCCUCUUAAUAUGGGAAGUUUGUAUAUAGGGCUAUAUGGAGAAACAAUUCAAGUGAUGGAGAAACAAAUCAAGAAUUAGGAAUACAUUGUCCAUGAGUGACGGUUCAACAGCAAAGGUUUUUUUUAAUGUUAGAAUGUUAGAUGACUAUUGCUAAGGUUCUUAAAGAUGAUAGUUAUUGCCAAACCCCGUUUCAAAAAAAAAAAUGAUAGUUAUUGGUUGUACUUCCUCUGAACCACCUCUUGUGUUACAAUGAUUGAGAGUCAAUGUCUUAGGGCUUCUAUUUGCUUUCAAGAGCCUCAUCAAGUACUGAAUUGUAAAAUCCUGGUGCAUGUUCUACGUCUCCAGGACCUGAAAUUCUUCUUAAUGGUGACCUUGGUUCAUUAACAGUGUAAUACUUGGUUAAUUUGCUCCUGUAUCCAACUAUCCAUUAUGAUGUCUCUCAA